AAUUCUUCAAUUACACGCUAAAAAUAUCCCAACCUUUUCCAUUAUUUCUGCUUUCUUCUUCUUCAUUUUUUUUGUGUAUCUUUGAUCCAUUAUUGGCUUACCUCUUGAUUCUUUAGAAGCUGUCAAGCUGUAAAAAAAUGGCUCAAUUAUUGUCACCUGUUUGCACAGAUUCCCUCAAAUUACAAAACCCACUGCAGCUUUUCUCUUCAAGAAGUAAAUGGCCAAUUUUGGCUAAUAAUUUUAAUAAUUUGAAUUGGAGCUCAGUUGGUCAUUCUGGGAAGAAGAGAAGAUUAGGGAGAAUCAAAGUUGCUUAUCAAGAUUCCGCAGCAUCUGAGGAAAUUGCUGAUGAUUACUAUGGUGUUUUGGGUUUGCUUCCUGAUGCUACACCCACGCAAAUAAAGAAAGCGUAUUAUAAUUGCAUGAAAGCUUGUCAUCCAGAUUUGAGUGGUGAUGAUCCUGAGACCACGAAUUUUUGCAUGUUUAUCAAUGAGGUCUAUGAGAUUCUUAGUGAUCCUGUGCAAAGGAGAGUUUAUGAUGAGAUCCACGGGUACACUGCCACAGCAAUCAAUCCUUUCCUGAGUGAUUCAUCAACGAAAGAUCAUGUAUUUGUUGAUGAGUUUAGCUGCAUAGGCUGCAAAAAUUGUGCCAAUGUUUGCCCAAAAGUGUUUGGCAUUGAGGAAGACUAUGGAAGAGCUAGAGUUUACGAUCAAUCUGGAAACACUGAUUUAAUUCAACAAGCUAUAGAUAGCUGCCCAGUUGAUUGUAUCCAUUGGACUUCUGCUGCACAGCUAUCUUUGCUUGAGGAUGAAAUGCGAAGAGUAGAAAGAGUAAACGUUGCCUUCAUGCUUUCAGGAAUGGGUGGUGGAUCAGUGGAUGUUUUCAGAAUGGCGAGCAUCCGGUGGGAGAAACGACAAUCUAAAGUCUUGGAACAAGCUAAAAUCAGAAUGAUGAAGAAGAAAGAUUCUGAGAAACCUGAAUCGUACUGGGACAACUUAUGGGGCAAUGCUAAAGACUACGCAAACACAGAUGAAGAAGUGGAAGAAAGAACAAAACGAGCUGCAGCAGCUGCUCGAAGAUGGAGAGAAUACUCAAGGAGAGGCGCCGAUAAACCUCCUACCUUUAAACUUCCAGAGGCCAUCUCCAAUGACAAUUGACAUACUACUUCCUAACCGAUUCUCUAGCAUAUGGUACAUGCAUCUCACCUUUGUAAUAUAUGGUUGUAUAUGAUUGAUGCAUUUAGAUAUAGUCUGUUCAUGAUAUAUAGUCGCGGUGCCUUCCCACCUCAAUGUAAUUAUGUAUACCCAAAAUUAAGCUUCGUAUGUAAGAUUAGUCAUAAUUCAAUAAAAGUUAUAUAAGGA
Nicotiana tabacum (common tobacco) is the source of this 1358-nucleotide messenger RNA. RefSeq lists its product as uncharacterized. The record is from RefSeq and is a predicted model, not a curated record. NCBI's taxonomy places the organism in Eukaryota, Viridiplantae, Streptophyta, Magnoliopsida, Solanales, Solanaceae. Gene Ontology annotation, molecular function: electron transfer activity; iron ion binding.